Bombina bombina (fire-bellied toad) is the source of this 4085-nucleotide messenger RNA. It is a transcript of the gene STUB1, whose product is annotated as STIP1 homology and U-box containing protein 1. Gene Ontology annotation, cellular component: Z disc; cytoplasm. Bases 689 to 1627 code for a protein of 312 amino acids. NCBI's taxonomy places the organism in Eukaryota, Metazoa, Chordata, Amphibia, Anura, Bombinatoridae. Gene Ontology annotation, biological process: proteasome-mediated ubiquitin-dependent protein catabolic process; protein quality control for misfolded or incompletely synthesized proteins; protein polyubiquitination. Gene Ontology annotation, molecular function: protein-folding chaperone binding; ubiquitin protein ligase activity. The transcript is spliced from 7 exons. The record is from RefSeq and is a predicted model, not a curated record.
AAUUGCUUGGUUGUGUUGUGGUACCAGUACUCACCUGCGGCCUGUGUCAGGGGACUGGGAGACUUGCAAACUGGCAGGGGGAUCAUGCACAAUAGCUACGGGUGUAUUGUCAGUUCGUGUGCCAGAGCCCUUUUAUUAACGAUGCAUAAUUCUCUGUUCUGUGACCUGGAGUAUAGAUUUCCAUGAAUAAGUUCAUAUUAUGUCUGUGUUAUGACAUUUUUCUAUGCCAAGCCCAGUCAGAGCCUGAUCACCUGAUAUUUAGCUGCUUGUGUGUGUGGAAUCAAUAAGUAUACAACUGAUUUUAGUCACUUAUCUGUAAUAUUGUUAACUUCCAUGUUGUCUGCAUGAAGAACACUUGGGGUUACAGAGGUUGGGAAAAGCAUAGUGCUAAGUAUUUAAAGUUGUGUAUUUCGUGUUGUAUAAUUGUAUAAAACAGAUGAUUAUUUUUGUAUCUACAAUCUAGAUAUUAGAAGAAUAAUUUGUGCUGUAAACUUGGCAUAAUAUUGUUUAGAUUGCAAUGGUGAUGUAAUUAAUAUUGUUAAAUAGACAGGACAGACCAGAGAUUUCUAUACUAUACUAUAAAGAAAAGGGGUCCCCUCUUGAUUUAGAGGGUCCCUUAUCACCUGUUAAAUUGGGGUUAACACCAAGCAUCCCGAGGAUCGGAGGGGUGACUCCUGGGGACCCUGGGAUGAAAGGGAAGGAGGAUGGUGGAAGUGGUGGAGGAUGUCCCUCUGGGCUAAGUGGAGGUCCAGGUGGCAUCGGGGGUAGCCCUGAGAAAAGUGUCAGUGCCCAGGACCUGAAGGAACAGGGCAACAGACUAUUUGUUGGUCGCAAAUACCAGGAAGCAGUGUCUUGUUACAGCAAAGCCAUUACUCGAAACCCCUCAAUUGCUGUGUAUUACACAAAUCGCGCCCUGUGCUACCUGAAGAUGCAGCAGCUCGAUAAGGCUUUGGCGGACUGUAAGCAUGCCCUUGAACUAGACAGCCAAUCGGUGAAGGCGCAUUUCUUCCUGGGUCAGUGCCAGUUAGAACUGGAGAACUAUGAUGAGGCCAUAGCCAAUCUUCAGCGAGCAUACAAUCUGGCCAAGGAGCAGAGGUUAAAUUUUGGAGAUGAUAUCCCCAGUGCUUUGAGGAUUGCCAAGAAAAAACGCUGGAAUAGCAUAGAAGAGAGGAGAAUCAACCAGGAGAACGAACUUCAUUCAUAUCUCACCAAGCUCAUCCUGGCUGAGAAAGAAAGAGAGCUUGAAGAAACAAAGCGAAAACAUCAGGAGGAUAAUGUGGAGGAAAACAGGAGCCGAGCUCUGCUGUCCAGUGUGGCUUCAAAGCAUGAAAAGUAUCUCGCUGACAUGGAUGAGCUCUUUUCUCAAGUGGACGAGAAGCGAAAGAAAAGGGACAUCCCUGAUUAUUUGUGCGGGAAAAUCAGUUUUGAGCUCAUGAGAGAACCCUGUAUAACUCCCAGCGGCAUCACCUAUGACAGGAAGGACAUUGAAGAACAUCUCCAGAGAGUUGGCCAUUUUGACCCUGUGACUAGAAGCCCUUUAACCCAAGAUCAGCUGAUCCCAAACCUGGCCAUGAAGGAAGUUAUUGAUGCCUUCAUAUCAGAGAACGGCUGGGUGGAGGACUAUUGAGGAGGCUAAUAACAUCUCUAGUCCAGGAUUAUUGGACCUCAUUGUCAGGCUAUGAGCCUCCUGCUGAAUCACAGACUGUGCCUGUCAAGCCUCAUGCCUUACUCAUCUCACCUACAUAAAUCAGAGUUUUAGAGUGUUUCUGGCAGAUGCAGAUCUUCUGUAAGACGAUACUUUCCUCUAGAAGAAAGGAGCCAAAAACGGACUUCUCACUAUUUAUAAUGAAGAGGUUCCAGUGGCACUCGGGUGCAUAUUUUUCCCUUCUUUUUUUUAUUAAUUCAUUAUAUAUAUUUCUCCCACCAGUGUGUAUUAAUAAAACAAAAACCAGCUCUUCAUUGCUGCUUCAUAACAUAGAUGGUUCCUUUUUAUUAGUGGAGGAGAUCCGCUUCAAAUCAUGUGUAAAAGCUUGGUGGAAGGAGAAAUAGUCCGACGUCUUAGCUCAAUGAAGCCUAUUCUGGAUUUUUAUUUAAAGUAGUAUCCUUACAAUCAUUCUAUUUAUUAAUCUGCUACAUAGACAUGUUGCCUAUUACAUCAACGCAUAGUACAAAUAGCAGAAAAUCCUCAAUUCUAAGUUGUACUUGCAAGGCAGUCAAAUUUAUCUGGGUUGUAAGCGCUAGGAGAAGGUCUUUUCUGAACAAUGACUCUCAUUUGACAUCGUCAUAGCUGAAACUUCCCAGUAUGCUUGAAAUACAGUAAAUAUUUUGUCCUCAGUGUUAAAACUUGAAACUAACAGUUAUUUUUUUUUAAAUUAUUGGUAGCGAGGCUUGUGUUUGAGUUUAUUUUCAUGUUUGAUAAAAGAAAAAUACCCAGAAUGCUUUAAACCUGAACUCCAUUUUGUGUUUGACAUGAGGACUCUGUAUACUUGAAAAAGCACUAGUCUUUGUUCUAUGAAAUACCUUCCAGUACCAAGUAAAUAAGUGGAAAUCUUAUGAAACUCAAAGGACUUUGGCUAGAAACGUGUUAAAUCAGACCUUGGAAAGAAAUCAACCUGGAAAAGAUCCUAUAAGGGGCCAAGAUUAUCUUUACCCUCUUUUGUUUUUAUAAACUAUGAUGUGUUGACAUCUUUUUGAGACAAUUUUCUGAGGCCAGUUAGCUGAACAAAAAGGCAAAAUUCUAUAUCUUCAUUUAAAGGGGCACUGAACCCCAAUUUUUUCUUUCAUGAUUCAGAUAGAUUUUAAGCAACUUUCUAAUUUACUGCUAUCAUAAUUUUUCUUUGUUCUCUUGCUAUCUUUAUUUGAAAAAGAAGGCAUCUAAGCUAAGGAGCCAGACAAUUUUUGGUUCAGCACUUGUUCAUUGGUGAGUGAAUUUAUCCACCAAUCGGCAAGCACAACCCAGGUUGUUCUCCAAAAAUGGGCCGGCUACUAAACUUACAUUUUUGCUUUUCAAAUAAAGAUAUCAAGAGAAUGAAGAAAAAUUGAUAAUAGGAGUAAAUCAGAAAGUUGCUUAAAUUUGCAUGCUCUAUCUAAAUCACAAAAGAAAAAAAAAAUGGGUUUAGUGUCCCUUUAAUACAUUGAGUCAAGGAAAAAGAAUUGCCCAUAACCAGUUUGUGAAGUGCACUUGGUCUGCCACACUAACCUUACAAUGUGAAGACUUGUUUGGGUGGUUUUUCAAUAAUUUAAUCAAAUACAGAUCAUCCACAUUCAGGGGUGAGUUUAAUUUUUUUUUUUAAAAUCACUUUAUUAAAAUACAUUUAUAAACAAAAAAAAAAGUGUAUGUGGAAAGAUAUUCAUACAAAGUGAGUCACUAGCCGCAACAGCCGGUGUCCUGAUAGAAAUGCUGGUCGCAAAGUGCUGUCGUCAUCAGUGAGAGACAGCCAAUGAUGAAGUCACAAUGAUGACAAGGUGCAGGCCGAAAAAGCAGGAACCAAUCCGCCAAAACGAUAGACACAAGGAGGAAACGGCUGCACAACGGGUCUUUCGAAAUAGUUCAAAUUUUAUUUGAAACACGUACCAGUAUAGCAGGUUCAUACCUCCUUGUGUCGAACAAUAUUCAUAGCAUGCUUACACAUUUUCGCUCUAAUUUUAUGAAUGGAUUUUAUUUAACUCACCGUGGCUAUGGCAGCCCUGCAUUUGAUUACUUUUAUGACGCACAGUUUUUGUUUUUGCUUCAGCCUUGCGCCCUAUGGGGUUUGUGUUGGAUCGGCCUUCACACGAAGAAGCACAGUGCUAAAGCAAUCUUAGAGUGGCGUGUUUCUGCAUAUUCUUGUAACUUACGUUUCUGCUGCAACUAACAUUUUAUUUGCACCCAUUAUUAUCAUCAUUGCCACCAUAGACUGUGUGAUAAGCUAACUUUAUUAACCAAAACUUUGCUUAUCUCUGUAUAUAGUUAUUGUAAAUAUGUGUUCCUAGUAUAUCCUGUGGCCAUUGAAUUAGUACAGUAAAUUUAACUGUCUCCAGAAAUAACACGUUGCUGGUAUUGUGACUUCAGAUGUUCUUACAUUAAAGAACUCAUGUUAAAGCUC